Molecule: messenger RNA, 4617 nt
Organism: Physeter macrocephalus (sperm whale)
Lineage: Eukaryota; Metazoa; Chordata; Mammalia; Artiodactyla; Physeteridae
Gene: MRM3
Product: mitochondrial rRNA methyltransferase 3
Exons: 4
Coding region: 1-1278 (425 amino acids)
Biological process (GO): RNA processing
Molecular function (GO): RNA binding; RNA methyltransferase activity
Source: RefSeq, a predicted model, not a curated record
AUGGCGGUGCUGGGGGAGCGCGCGUGUUGGGCCACGCGACCGUUGCUGCCGGUGGUGCGGACUUGGGAACUCGACGCGCGGCGUUGGGUCCGGGCGCUGCGGCGCAGCCCCGUGAAAGUGGUGUUUCCAUCAGGUCAGGUCGUGGAACGGAAGCCCGGUCCCGGGAAGCAGCCUCGGAAGGCGGCGGCAGAGGCCAGUCCCCGCGAGCAGCGACUGAAGCUGUCGCGUCAGGUGCCCCCAUCCCAGACCCCCAGCACCUGGGAAGAGUCGGGGCUUCGCUAUGAUAAGGCUUUCCCUGGAGACAAAAGGCUGAGCAGUGUGAUGACAGUAGUUAAGUCCAGGCCAUUUCGGGAAAAGCAAGGGAAGAUCCUGUUGGAAGGUCGUAGGCUGAUUGCAGAUGCGCUCAAGGCUGGUGCUGUGCCCAAAGUUUUCUUCUUUAGCCGUCUGGAAUACAUAAAGGAGCUGCCCGUUGAGAAGCUGAAAGGUGUUAGCCUCAUUAAGGUGAAAUUUGAGGAUAUCAAGGAUUGGUCCGACCUAGUAACACCACAAGGAAUAAUGGGGAUUUUUGCCAAACCUGACCACGUUAAGAUGACAUACCCAGAGACUCAGCUGCGCCACACACUGCCCGUAUUGUUGAUUUGUGACAAUCUCCGUGACCCUGGGAACCUGGGGACAGUUCUGCGAUCUGCUGCUGCCGUAGGCUGCAGCAAAGUGUUACUCACCAAAGGCUGUGUGGAUGCCUGGGAACCCAAAGUGCUGCGGGCAGGUAUGGGCGCACAUUUCCAAGUGCCCAUCGUCAGCAACCUGGCCUGGGAAGCAGUGCCCAACUACCUGCCCACCGACACCCGCGUCUACGUGGCUGACAACUGUGGCCUUUACACACAGGCCCAGGCCCAGGCCCAGAUGUCUAAUAAGGCCAGUGACUACGGCUGGGUAUGUGACCGACGACCCCUAAAGUUUCACAAGUAUGAGGAGGAGGAAGAGAAUCUAGAAAGUGCAGCCAGUAAAGGCUGGCUCCCUGAACUUGAGGUCCAGAGUUACGACUCAGACUGGACAGAGGCACCUGCAGCUGUGGUGAUAGGUGGGGAGACGAGCGGCGUGAGCCUGGAGUCCCUGCAGUUGGCUGAGAGCACGGGGGGCGGGAGGCUGCUGAUCCCCAUCGUGCCUGGCGUGGACAGCCUGAACUCGGCCAUGGCCGCGAGCAUCCUGCUCUUUGAAGGGAAAAGACAACUGCGGGUGAGGGUGCAACACUCGAGCAGGGACGGGAGUUACCACUGAGAGGGGACGUGGAAGCCAGUCCUCAGUUGUAGGUUGUCUCUGUGGUUAUUGGAAAAAUGAGAACUUCCCUGACUUUCUGCUUAGCCUCAGAAAUAACGAAGGUCAAAAUUCCUCCUGAGAUCUCCAUCUUCCCGCCGACUUUUAUAUAUGUGUGUAUGUGUACGUGUGUGUGUGGGUAAGAGAGAGACAACAUAAGUAAAGGCUCCUCAUGGCUGUAUGUUUUUAAAAAAUUGUCCACCACGGAGCAUCUUUGUGCCCAGAAAGUUGCUGAGGGCAUCACCUUGGGUAGGGAGGACCCCUCCCUCCACAGCUGGGGGUGCCCUGCAGUCAUGGAGUGCAGGUUAGAGGCCGGCCUUGGUCACUCACUCCUGUGAUCAUUGGUCAAUGGAAAUUAAACCCCUGUGAAGUGUAGACCAGCAGGUUACAUUAAAAAGUUUUAUUUCAGUGUGGUCAGUGGGUCUCAAUGCCUGUCUUUUCAUCUUUGGCCUAGUGAUGAGGACAUUGCUAAGAGAUUAAUGACCCGGGAAGCUGAGGGCUACAGGUGAUGGUGUUCAGUAGCUGGCUCUUCUUUGGGCUUGGCUGUGUUAAUCUCUGUGAUUGUUAAUUCAGGCCAUGACUUAAACACUGUUUAUGUAUGACACAAUUUUUUUCCCCCAUUUCUGGUGAAAGCUGAAUUCAUCAGGUGGUAUUCACACCUUCUUAGCACCUCUGCAGAUAUCUUUUUGAGAACUUGGUUCAGAAAAGGAGGAAACAGUUCUUAAAUCUUCAGCUUAAUCCUGCAUCUGUCAGCAAAGCUGUACCCUUUUUACUAGCUUCCUGCUGUUAGUCCUACUUUGUAUAACACUUUUGGUUAAAUGUAAUGACUUACUUGUUUACAUUAAUCCCCCAUCCUGCAUAAACAGAACUGUUAGGAAAAUGCCACUGUUUCUGGAGGCUGUGUGAACAGAGGCUCCUGUGAGGGGAGAGGCUGAGGCUCUGAGGAUGAGAGCUUGGGGCCCUUGAGCCCACAACUCUGCAGCUAGACCCUGCUGUUCUUCUCUCUCUCAAACCCCCAGGGGACCAGGGCAAGCUGGAUUCUUACUUACCAAGUGCCAGCGGGAUGUAGCCAGGGACACUAGGGCAAAGGCAGAUGGUGAUCGCUGUGUGUGCAAGUCACUGUGCGUGUGUGAGGUGGGAUGGCGGGAACUAGAGGAUGGGACCUAGUUCAAGCAGUGCUUUUACCACCACAGCCAAUAUGGUUGGAGUUGAGGACAAAGACACUAGCAGUGUAGUGUCACCACGUCCCUUCUAUACAGUGGCCCCUGUCAUGGUUGGGGUUCCUUGGGAGCCCUUCAGCUGCUCAUCACAGGGAGUCCAGUGAGCUGCAGCAUGCCCAAGACGAACCGUGGACCCCUCCCUCCCACCUUGGCUCGCCCAGCUCCCUGGUAAGACCAGAAGGUCACGCAUGACCAUGCCCCAAGCGGUGCCCCAGAGGGAUUGCUUUGUUAUGUUUGAGGGGAGGGGUUUUUAAAGGAACAAUCUCGUUGGUUGGCUGUGCUCUCUCAGGCUGACUGGCCAGAAGCUGCUCUGGUGUCCCACUCUGGUCUGGGGCUGCCCAGGGCCCCGCACAGAUGUUGGGUGACAGUGGCCCCCAGAAUGUUCUUGAGACUCUCCAUCCCCCAUCAGUUUUUAAAAAGUAGAAAAGCCCACAGCCUUUAUGCUGUGUUGAGCCCACAAAGGCUGGGGCCCUCUGCCAGCUUCACAGCUAUAAUGCCCAUCACACCAGCAGGCGAAAUUGGGGGCGGUGGACACCGGAGAACGAUACCACUCUAUUGACAGUCUCCCAACGCCUUGGAAAAGUGCUAAAGAAACACGUCACUAAAAAGAGGCUCGCAGAAACUAACAAACACACCACUGUAAAGCAAUUAUUCUCCAAUAAAGAUUAAAAAAAAAUAAAAAGAGGCUCAUGCCUUUUCAGCAUGAAACCAGUCUCCUGCAAUUUUUGUCCCUGGGUUAUUGUUCCUGCUGACUUUUUUUGCAAAAUAAAAACCAGUGAAAGCACAACAAACCCUAUACCUUGUGUUUGUUCAGAAAAACAGAGCACCGCAGAAGAGCUCACCUAGCAAGUCAUUCUAUCAUCCUGGGUGUAAGAAGAAAAAGACAUUUACAUCCCAUUCACUUUAUAGUCAAUGACUUGUAUACCAUGCCUUGUGAGUUCUUUUUGUAUAUUUGUGGGUAUAACUUAGCAGAGGGGAGGGCAAAUUUUCUUUUCUUUAAAAUGAUUACAGGGGAAGCAAAUGGGGUGAAGUUGUUUGCCUAGUGAUGAAAAUUAGCCAUCUGGAAUUCUUCUCAGUUUUGAGGCCAAUAUUUAUGUCACCAUUUCCCCAGGAGACAGGAAUGAAAACUGAGCAGUAUAUGACAAGUAAAACACAUUGCUUGGCUGAAAGAGAAGUCUUCAGAAGGUUGGCCAAGCUGCCCCUUGCUUUUGUGUUGCAUGUGGCUGUAAUGGUGAUUUCUGCCACAAGGGGGCAGUCACGCCUCAACCACUCCCAACCCUGAAGGGAAGGGUGGGGAUUUUUCCUGGAUAUAACUUGUGAAAGAGGAUGGAGUCAAAGUCUCCCUCCACCACAGUGGGCCUUUUGCAAGCUGUUUGUGCUCAGAGGUGCUAAAGUUGAAGACCCACCCACGUUGUCAUUCAUUCUCGGCAGAAUCUGAAGUAUAGAACAUUGGACCAAAAACUAGGGAGGAGAUGGACAGAAAUGGGAAAUAGCUGCCUCAGAAAAAACUAGCACAUCUUUUCCCCUUGAAUGGAGCCUCUGGGAAAGCAGCUCUGGACUAAUGCCGAUGUCCCCAGGUGCCUGGAACUCACACUGAGAACCCACUGCCUCGCCCCGCUUAGAGUUUCAGGGCAGGGGAGGCAGAAAGAUACUCUUCCCUCCCCCAGCCGUGGCUACUAGCUCAUGUUAGAAUCUCAGUCAUUAAGGCCCAGAGGAUAAGCAGACCGUGGGGGACUGGUUUCCAGUGGGGCCUUCUACCACCUGCCCAGGGUUAUUAGCAACACCCGAUGUCACCAAAAGCUGAACUGCUCCACUUCUCUUGUUCCACCACACGAAGACUCCAGGAUCAGCACCUAGCCCGGGGUUCCCCGACUGGUGCCGAAAACCACGGCUGUGCUGUGGGCCCCUCUUGGCCAAGCCGCCUCCACCCGCUGUGGGAGCAGAACUGACUGGCCCACCUGAAAAACGUGUUUUAAAAGACACACUCACGUAGACACCUUUAAACUCCAAGAUCUCACGUCCUCUGCAUCAGUGAACACGCAAAAGAAAGAAGCUAGAAGCCAGAUGUGCUGCUGUGGGUGAC